This is a messenger RNA of Somion occarium, 4967 nucleotides long. NCBI's taxonomy places the organism in Eukaryota, Fungi, Basidiomycota, Agaricomycetes, Polyporales, Cerrenaceae. The record is from the annotation of a GenBank genome assembly.
AACUCUGAGUUGUAUGAUGACAAGGGCUAAAAGGAGGAGGGUUUGUUCUUGUCCCCACUGGCCUUGCGCGUUGUACACUUUGCCUGCGCUGCUGCCAUCCUCGACGCUAGCCACGCCCCGGAGAUUCGGGGUCAGAUAACUGCCAUAAGAGGCAAGGCUGGGACUGUGGCGGAUCGACGAUCACGAUCGCAGGUUCGGUUCCGGACGGCGGCGACAGAAAAAGUUUGAGGAGAGCAAGCGAAAGAGACCACACGAGCCCCUGGCCAUCGUAGCCAAGCGGUUUGCCAGGCUCAGCCCUAGCACUGCUGUCUUAGGGGGCCCCGCCACUGACUGCCCACUCGAUCCUCUGCGGAAGCCUCGGCGCGGCCUCCGCACUUAAUUUUUUAGGUUGGCACACUCGAAAUUCAUUUCGGUAUGUCAAUUUCUCUCUAAUGCUUACUUCAUCCCUCUAACAUAUCUUUUCUCUCCUCCUCCUUCUCCUCUCCUCUCCUUCCCUCCCCUCCCGCGCUGCUCUUUCUUUGUUCCGACCAUCAUGACCUACUCUGAUAAUUAUUCCAAUGCUCGCUAUCCACACUUUCAAGAUCAACAACACCAAUACCCAAAGCAAUCUCAAUCCUAUAGUCAUCACCCUAAUUACCACCACCACAUCCAGCAGCCCGUCCCGGUCAAGGUUGAAGUAAACGAAUCCAGGAACCUCCAUUCUGCGUCUUCGUACCAUCAACAGUCGCUUGCUCAGUUCUGUCAUAAACCUGUGCUGCCGGCUUUUCGCUUCGGAGAAUCUGGUUCAACUUCUGUCUCGAGCCCGUCUCCUACCACGCCUACCAGUUCGUUCUCUUUCAUGUCUCAGCAUCCCUGGCCAUCCAUUCCCUCCUCUGCUUCUUCCUCUUCGUCUUCUGCCUUUCAACAACAACAAUAUGCCACUGACCGGUUACACGGCUACCCUUUACCGGGCUCGCUUAAUGGACACUCUCAAAGCCAUCCCCAAGCUAUGACUCUGAACGAAGAGUACGACGAUGGGGAAGACGAUGGUCUGGCUGAACUACCAUCGGCAGGUUUGGGCAUGGGUAUGGGUGGAUACAAUAGUGCAGGCUAUGGGGGAUCAGACGUGCAGGAGUCCUCAAAGGUUGGGGAAAAGACGAUCCGCAGACGAAGCAGCAAGGCUUGCGACCAAUGCCGCAAGUCCAAGUGCAAAUGCGAACGCAGCAGCCCCAACGAUCCGUGCAGAAACUGUGUCAUGUUGGGUACUCCUUGCACCUUCCUAGGCCCUUCGCGGAAGCGCGGCCCGCCGAAAGGAUAUAUAGACGCUAUCGAAGCAAGGCUGCAUCAAACAGAGGCGCUCAUUGGAAUCCUACUUUCCUCCAAGGAUAGCCGCGCGAAGACUCUCCUGGAAGAUCUCAGCGAGGAUUCUCUCGCCAGAGAAAUAAUCAAUCGUGUCAAUAACACACCAUAUGGUCAUAAAGGACGGAACAAGUCCUCGGAGGCCGCUGCUUCCAGUAGGUCGCGUCCCUCAACAAAUGAUGCGAAAGAAGGGGAAAACUCAAACUUGCAAGCAACUCAUCCUUCUAAUGAAUGGCAAGAGUCCGUCAUCGCGAGACUGGAUACUGCUGCUGCGCAGCGUAACACACUUAUACCUGAUGAGGAUGAUGUCUUCGGCGAGUUCGAGGUCCCUCCGACGACCGGUGAUCGGUCAGCUCCCAUGGACGAGGACGCUAGCACGAGCGACGCUCCGGCAACCGCUACAGCCGCCGCCGCCGCCGCAAACACAAGCCCCAGUGUUAUGGCUACGGUGAAGCCAGCCCUGAGCGUAUUGCCUCCAACUACUAGUCCCGUUCCAGGACCGGCCUCGUCCACUCUGCUCACCCCGCUUUCUGCGACAGCUGAGCGUUCCGAUCGUAUAGGAGGUGAACAAUCUUCUACACGCAGACAGCGUCGGCGUGUGGAAGUGGAUACCAUGGACGAAACCACUACACGUUCGCCUUCAGCCACUUCUCUAUCCGCUCGAUCUCGGUCUCCUGUGCGCUAUGCCUUGCCGCCUCCUCAUCCGGCGCUACUCAAAUCUAAAGAGUCCGCGACAUCUUUACGCACAGCGCGCACGAGUUUGUCACCGGAUCUGCAAGAUGCCGAAGGAGAUGAGGAAAGUUUUGCUGGUGUUGAUGAGGAGGAACAUGAGGGUGAGGAUGAUAUAGCACUUGCGGUGGGUCAGUUAAGCAUCAAUGAGGACGAGCAGGUGAGGUACCAUGGGAAGGCGAGCGGGUUGCAUUUGCUGGGUAUCAAUGAAAGGUCGGACGGAAGGAAUAAGGGCCAUAUUUGGCGCUUCCCCAAGGCUCGUGUAUGGCCACCUUUGCCAUCGACCGCACGCAGUCCGACGAAGACCGAGGAGGAUUGGAUCAGUCGCUUGCCUGAUUUACCAGAACAGGAACAUUUGCUCAAGCUCUACUUCAUCUACGUACACCCCGCUCUACCUAUAAUUCACAAGAAGUCGUUUAUGGAAAAUUAUCGUAAUGUCAACCUCCGCGAAGGCAACUCGCCCUCCGUAAUGGCAGACUCUCCAACGGUUGCCACUAAUUCUAAGGCCGAUUCCGAAAAGCAUCACAAGCGUAUACCCACCAUGCUCUUACUGGCCAUGUUCUCCAUAGCCGCACGAUACUCGUCCACCACCAGUGCUGACAUCCCUCCGCCCGAAGAAGGUUCCAUGUGGGCCGCAGGCGAUUCCUACCUAGAAGACGCCAAAGCGAACCUCGAUAGCUCUUACGCUGCUUCACGUCCGAGUACCUGUCAGGCAUUGCUCCUGAUGGGUUAUCGGGAAGUGGGUAUUGGCGCCAUGGCUCAGGCGUGGUUGUAUAUUGGUAUGGCGGUACGUAUGGCUCAGGAUUUGGGCAUGCAUAAGAAUGCGGAUAAGUGGGUGAACAUUGGGAAGAAUUUGUUCACCCCUGAAGAGCUCCAGGAAAGGAGACGGAUUUGGUAUGGUUGCGUUAUGAUGGACAAAUACGUUUCGACAUAUAUUGGUCGUCCGGUUGCAAUUUUUGAGAACGACUUUGAUACUGAGUUGCCUAGCGUUGACGAGGAUGAUGAACUUGAGAUUUGGGCACCAGACCCAUCUCCGCCGCUGGUGGACGAUGAUCUCGAGCCGCCUCCGCACCAAGCACCUCCUGUUACUGGGCACGUUGUCUCUUGCUUCAACGAAGCUGCCAAGCUGUCCAUCCUUUUGAGCAUGAUUGUUCAAGCCAUCUACCCUAUUCGCCCACACAUCUUCCGUCUCACGGAGUACUCGCGUCUCGAGAAGUAUCUGGACAAAUGGUUCUUGGAAUUGCCUGAACAUCUGAGAUACGAUCCCGCGUCGCAAAAACCGACCACUUUGCCGCCACAUGCGUUGACUCUUCACAUGCAGUAUUGGUGUACUGUUAUCCUGUUGCAUAGGCCAUUCAUCAGCACAGAUCCGUCACAAACAAAAUCGUUGACUUCUCCAAGACAUUUGGAAGCUGUGAAGAUGCAUACUCACAAAAACUACGAUCUUUGCGUUCAGGCCGCUAACCAUAUCACUUCCAUCGUGUCGGUAUAUGUUGAGCGGCACUGCGUCCGUCGGGCUCCAGUGUUCCUGUGUUUCUACGUGUUUACCGCGGCGAUCAUGCACAUUGCGACACUGAAAACAUAUCCAAAUGACCCACAGGCAGGCAUCGGUCUCCACAAAUGCAUGGACGUCCUUCACCGGAUGCAGAAUGUCUGGCCAAGCGCGUGGCGCGCUUAUCAACUUCUUAGUGGCGCAAAGGUGCCGUUAGUCGCCAGGGACUCAAUGUCUCCCUCUUCCUCCGAGAGACAGAAGCGCCCUGCUGAACACGCACUUGAGCUUGACUACCCUGAAGAGCAACGUGUGACCGACCAGUCCCCUCAACCCUCCGUGGUCGAUGAUCGCCGGGUAAGCAUCGAUUCGCUUCGACCUCAGUCGAGCGGGAGCGAGCACUUGUACCGUGCGCGGCCUUCUCAACAACAGCAAACGCAGCCACAAAUUCAACCGUCACCACAACCCCAAACUCAGCACCAACCUCAACCACGGCUUCCUCAGCCCCAAGCCCCGCAUCCGCAAACGCACCACCAGCACCAGUCUCAGCAUGGACAAGGAUAUCCUUCACGUGCGAGUAGCAGUCAUGCUCAAUCCAACUUCGCGCUUGGGUUGGACUUGCCUACCGCCGCUUCGCCAACAUUCUUCCAGCCGUUCAACGACCGCUGGGCUUCCGAAAGUCCCUUGAGCAACUAUCCUAGUACCUUGACGACGUCUGUUCUACCUCAGCAGUACAGCACAGGUUUGAUUGAUGAACGCGUUCAACGUGGCCAUGAGAGGCAACCUCAGCGAUUCCCUCAGUAUUGGAGCGAUUACUCCUCGUUGGGGCAGAUGGAGGCACCGUACGGUGUUCCAAUGGUUGGUCCAGACAUGGUCCCACCUGCACACCAAGCGACUCGUUCCUCUCAGCAUACCCAACAGCCCCCGUAUCCCCAGGACCAGUACUCUGUUUUCAACAAUCUUUCACAAGGAGGUCAAUGACGAAUAAUUGUCUUUUUAUGCAUUGAUUUGCAUUCUUUCAUAUUCUAUCCCCGUCUUUCUGCUAAUUCUAAUAGAAUCAUCUCUUGUUUCUGGACUUUCGCUUCACUAAUCCUUCUUUGCUACCCCAAAUAAUACUGUAUUAGCUCUCGUCGCGAAAUUGUUGUAUCCCAUAGCUCUCCAUCAUCAGCUUGCUUGUUCAGCUCUUACACAUACGCAGAAUAGCACAAACUAUUGCAAUAUCAAAUACAGUUCGGAAUCUCUUCAAUAGACCUGUCCGAUGUAUGGCAUCUACGUAAGACCUUCCCAAGCAACAAUUCGUAUUUCAAACCUGCCGUCCUGCACUCUUGCGUCUCCUUCGUCCAGACCGACCGCUUUUAUGCUGUCCAUAUUCUCAUUCGACAAGCCAUCCAAAUAUACCUGACCACAACUA